GGAAGGAAGGAAGUGAGGGAAGGAAGGAAGUGAGGGAAGAAAGGAAGUGAGGGAAGUGAGUGAGGAUGGCUUCUGAGGAUGUGGAAGAGACAGUGAUGCUGACCCUUCCUUCCUCCUACCACUGGGACUCCGGCAACGAGGAUGAUGACUGUUCUGAGGAGGUCGUCCUUUGCAUCGCCCCCUGCUAUGGUUCAGACUCAGAUGACGAUGAUGAUAACGAUGAUGAUGAUGACGAUGAACCAAGCAGUGGUAACCUAGAGGGUCAUGACUCAGGCAUAGCGGUGUGUCGUCCCAGAGAAGGAGCCCAGCUAGAAGAACCUCUCUCGUUAUUCUCCCGUAAGGACACCACCACCAGCAGCAGAACUGACGAUGACGAUGACGAUGACCAGCAGGAGUCUGAGUACGAAGAGGAAGACGAAGAGGAGUCAGAAAGGUCAAAGGUUACGGUGACGAGGGCCAGGGAAGGUCAGAUCGCCGCUACCCCCACCCGACCUGUGAUACGGUGGAAGAGUUACAUCGAGAAUGACAACAGUGAUGAGAGUGACGUUGCCGAGGAGGAAGAGGAGGAGAAUCAACAUCUGGAUGUCAAAGAGUUCCUCGAAAAGGCGAAAGAAGAGUUCGAAGAAAAAUGGAAAAGUCCCGCAAAGAACACGGCGUGCCUGGACGACUUCGAACGACUCAAAACCCUGGGCACGGGUUCCUUUGGGCGGGUGAUGCUGGUCCAACACAAGGCAACCAAGGAGUAUUAUGCCAUGAAGAUACUCGAUAAACAGAAGGUGGUCAAGUUGAAACAGGUGGAACACACCCUGAACGAGAAGCGAAUAUUACAGGCCAUCACCUUCCCCUUCCUGGUGUCUCUAGAGUUCCACUUUAAGGACAACGCCAACUUGUAUAUGAACAUGCCAUUCAUCCCUGGCGGAGAGAUGUUCACCUACCUCCGCCGUGUCCGAAGGUUUAGUGAACCCCACUCACGGUUCUACGCUGCCCAGAUUGUGCUAGCAUUUGAAUACCUCCACUACCUUGAUCUCAUAUACAGAGAUCUCAAGCCAGAGAACCUACUCAUAGACAGCCAAGGGUACCUCAAGGUAACCGACUUUGGGUUUGCCAAGCGGGUCAAGGGACGAACGUGGACGCUGUGUGGGACCCCAGAGUACUUGGCCCCUGAGAUCAUUCUUUCUAAGGGCUACAACAAGGCAGUGGAUUGGUGGGCACUUGGCGUUCUGGUCUAUGAGAUGGCCGCUGGAUAUCCUCCAUUCUUCGCCGACCAGCCUAUCCAAAUAUACGAAAAAAUCGUCUCUGGAAGGGUGCGGUUCCCAGGUCACUUUUCAUCUGAUCUGAAGGACCUACUGAGGAACCUUCUGCAGGUGGACCUGACCAAGCGGUACGGAAACUUGAAGAAUGCUGUCAAUGACAUCAAGAAUCACAAGUGGUUCUCAUCAACAGAUUGGAUUGCUGUAUACCAGAGGAAGAUUGAAGCUCCAUUUAUCCCCAAAUGCAAAGGGCCUGGAGACACCAGCAACUUUGACGACUAUGAAGAGGAGGCCCUCCGUAUCUCCUCCACAGAAAAAUGUGCCAAGGAGUUUGCUGAGUUUUAGAGGCCUUUUGCAGUGUCUAGAGGCUAAGCUGACUCCCUGUGUCUGUGUACAAGUUUAGUACUCCCCUCCAGAGACCCCAGUGCUUGUGCAUUGUUGUAUACAUAGGCUGUGUGUGCACCAUUAUGUGUGCCACACAGCCAGGCCUCAGGCAAGCAGUGGGCUAAGCAAAUGCAGCAGGUGCUCAGUUGUGGGAGAUGCUGCUGUGUACUUGGUGGCUCACACACAUGCAGACAGUGCCAGAGCCCAGGCUGUGAUGGCAUGAGUGCCAAGGAGCAGUAUGGUGGGUGGUGAGGUGAAAGGUGCCACUGAGAAUAGGCUUAUCUUUAGUGUCACUUGAAAUCAGCUUGAUGGAAUAUAACAUAAAUUCGUUUUACUGAUAAUUUCCAAGGGAGAAACUCCUCAGUCUUAUGAUAUGCAUCACUUGAUUAAUAUGUUGAACAAGUUGACAGCAAGUAACAUUAGAGAUACAUUUGCCUUUGUGUAGAAAAAUGCCACCUCAGGAAGAUGCCAGACAGAGGCUGUCAAGCGAUGGCGGAGUGAGAGAAUGGCCUAAGUGUGGUGGUGGGAGCAAGUGCCAUUUUUAGCAAAUAAGGUGGCGUACGUGAAUAGGUGUGCCGCUGCUAGCCAGCCACUUGGGGUCCGGGAGCUAACCUAGUCAUGUGGUGAGUGGGGGUUGACGGACUUGCCGGGAAGAACAUCAGUAUAACAGGAGACGUUCAGGCGGCUCGGAGGCAAGAGUGAGUUGAAAAGUUACUCAUGCUUGAAAAGUUAUGUCAUCUUUAAACGAGACGGAGAGGAAGGUCUCAUUUUAUGGUCAAGGUGAAUUAUACGCAUGGCAAGAGUAAGAAUAAAAGGACUGGACUCAGAUUUUGGUAAAAGAAAAGGGAACGAGCCAUUUUAAGUGAGGAAAAGGAUGUUUCGCAUGAUGGAAAGUGCUGCAAAAUUAAUGAAAUCAAAACAUAUCCUUGAUCUUUAGUAAUGCUAAGAUUGAAAUAUUUACGAAGGAGCACCUGCCAGAACAAGGAGUAAGUCUUCAACCCGGGCUAACUCCUCCGCCGGUCUCCUGGAGUCUCCCUAUUGGCCGUCAUCAGAAUCGACUGCAGCUUCGUUUACUACACACGGUCGAUGCCCCAGAUUAACUAUGCCAAAAUGCAGCCGACUCUCAUCACACACUUUGUAGAUUACAUAGUACACUUAUAUGGGUUCAACAGAGUUUUUAUGAUUUAAUACAAGAAUGACAAAUGGCUAGAUUUCCCCAAGUUGCAUGUAUGUAGGUAUGUAUCAAAGUUAAUAACAUAAAAAAAAUAUGUCCAUGUGUGCAAAGUUGUAGAAUACUUAUGUGUUGGAUUAGUGUUUCUAUGCGAUUCACAUUGAUGUGAUAAAUUUGAAUGAUGUGUGAUGGCUUCUUUUCAUCCAUUUCAAAAUGAAAAACUAGUUACCGGUAGGCAUGUAAAAAUUAGAUUUUGUGAACUAAUCUUUUCUUUUAACUGCCAGUGGGAAUGAAUGGUUAUUAAUUGCCUAAUUCUGAGAGCAAAUAUUUUUCUUCUCUUCCUCCUUGUGAAGUCUCAAGCUAUAUAAUACUGUACGGCUCUGUGAGUCCUAAGGCACACUGUAAAAAAUAAUAUUACUUGUCUAUUUUCUUGCAUUUUAGAGUCUAUUGUAAUGAUUAUGAUAAUUAUUAUUAGUUUGUGUUGUUAUGGUCUGGCGCUCGAUUUACGUAUCACACUAACCUUAGAGGAUUUAUGUUGAGUUUCCCAGAGAGCGUCUCAUUUCUUUUUAGUGCAAUAUUUUGAUGAUGAAAGUGAGAAAGAUGCCCUGUGUCACUGUACUUUGCAAUGUUACAAGAAUAUGCAGCUCCAAGGUUUUCUGUCUUUAUGUAUAUAUAUAAACCUCAGAUCACAUA
Molecule: messenger RNA, 3498 nt
Organism: Homarus americanus (American lobster)
Lineage: Eukaryota; Metazoa; Arthropoda; Malacostraca; Decapoda; Nephropidae
Product: cAMP-dependent protein kinase catalytic subunit 1-like
Exons: 10
Coding region: 66-1595 (509 amino acids)
Biological process (GO): peptidyl-serine phosphorylation
Cellular component (GO): nucleus; cAMP-dependent protein kinase complex
Molecular function (GO): ATP binding; cAMP-dependent protein kinase activity
Source: RefSeq, a predicted model, not a curated record